AGGGCUCCGGAUAUCUGUGGUGACUCCUUCACGCUAAGUGCAGCAGCAACAUGGAACAGCUGUUGCCACCAACGGCUCUGCUACUUCUAGUUUCAGCUGGCAUGCAAGCUGAAGAUCUCCCAAAGGCUGUGGUGCUCCUAGAUCCUCCAUGGGACUGGGUGCUCCAGGAAGACAGUGUGACUCUGAAGUGUCAGGGGGCCCAACACCCUGAAGACACUUCCACACAGUGGUUCCAUAAUGGAAACCUCAUCCCAAGCCAGGCCUCUAGCUACUUCAUUGAAAAAGCCAAAGAUAAAGACAGUGGAGAGUACAGGUGCCAGACCAACCUCUCCAUGCAAAGUGACGCUGUGCAUCUAGAAGUCCACACUGGCUGGUUGUUGCUCCAGACCCCUAAGCGGGUGUUCCAGCCCGGGGAGCCUCUUCGGCUGAGAUGCCACAGCUGGAAGAAUAAGCCUGUGCAUAAGGUCACAUAUUUACAAGAUGGCAGAGGCAAGAAGUAUUUUCAUCACAAUUCCGAGUUGUACAUUCCGAAGGCCACAUACAAGGACAGUGGCUCCUACUUCUGCCGGGGGCUUAUUGGGAAUCACAACCAAUCUUCAGAGUCUGUGAACAUCAUCAUUGAAGGUUCAGCAUUUCCAUCCACCUCCUCAGUUUUUCUACCUUGGCACCAAAUUGCUUUCUGCCUGAUGAUGGGACUCUUAUUUGCUGUAGACACAGGGCUAUAUUUUUCUGUGCGAAGAAACCUUCAAAGUUCAGGGGGAGACUGGACCAAACACAAAUUUAGAUGGAGCCGGGACCCUCAGGACAAAUGACCCAUGGGGUAAUAAGAGCACUGGCACAGCUUCUAUGAACCUCUCUGUGUACAGCAACCUCAUCAUCCCCAUCAGGCAUUUCUUUGAGCAGCAGAAAAAAAUACAACUCAGAGCCUGGGCCGAAGGCACUUCUCCCAACUCUCUGUUUCCUCCAGGUCUCUGGUGAAAAGGAAAGGCCAAAAGCAAUGCCCCAGUGAGAAGCUGGGGAAUUCUCUCAGGAACUGAGUGUAGGAGCUAUAUACUUUCUCUGGCUCAACCAUUCCCUCACAUACUCUGCAUAAUGAACCUUUAAACAUAAAAAUUGUUCCUGAAUAAAUGAAUAACUAGAUAAACUAUUAACAGUUGAGGAAGGGCCAGAAUGAUAGUGGUCUGGUUGCCUUCAGGGGAACCCCAAACUCCUUCCAGAUAAAGGGUGGGAACUCCUGGGGACCUAGGCAAUUCAAUAGACCUAAUGAAGGGGAUGGCUGAGAAAGAGCAGGGAAGUCCAGAAUAGACCAGGGGAGGUAUCCACAUCUGGACCCAGAGGUAAAAUUGCCGAAAGCAGGAGGCAUGUUGGAGUCAACAGGAAAUUAUAGCCAUGACAUCUGAGUUUUCCAGAGGAGUAUCUAUCAAAAUUGGAAUGGUUUAUGAAUAUAUGAUAAUGAACCCUUUUAAUGCAUGAGUAGGCAAUAAGCCUAGGAAGGGGGCUGAAGACUUGGGGGUGGGGUAGAGAGCUGAGGUUGAAAAAGAAAGCUUAGAUCAGACAGACUUGUGUUAUGCUAAGUGAAACAGAGACAGUUCACUCUCUGAGCUGAGAAAAGCAAGGCAACAAAGAGUCAAACACAAGUUCACAGGAAGGAAUGGUCAAGGAGUGAAGACACUUGUUGACCAAUGUAACGAGACAAGGAGGAGCAGGGACUUUAAAUACAGCUUUUCUGUUUCAAUAUCUAAUUCAGAUAUAACUUUGUUCCCAUUAUUCAUUGAACAAAUGUUGGAUAACCAACUCCAAAUGUCCUGAAUUCUACUGACUGAGUUAAAUUGUGAAACUUUGAAAUCUCUCAGCAUAACAGUUCCAAUGGGGUGGGGGCAGGGAAGGAAAACAUUGCUUAUGGAAGAAAGCUUUAACUAUCUCUUUCUGUUCUAGAUGUUUUUAACAAAACACUUUUGCUUUCAAUAAAACAUUUUACAAGAUCUUG
This is a messenger RNA of Marmota flaviventris (yellow-bellied marmot), 1987 nucleotides long. Its product is annotated as low affinity immunoglobulin gamma Fc region receptor III-A-like. Gene Ontology annotation, cellular component: external side of plasma membrane. Gene Ontology annotation, molecular function: IgG receptor activity. NCBI's taxonomy places the organism in Eukaryota, Metazoa, Chordata, Mammalia, Rodentia, Sciuridae. Gene Ontology annotation, biological process: antibody-dependent cellular cytotoxicity; cell surface receptor signaling pathway. The record is from RefSeq and is a predicted model, not a curated record.